Molecule: messenger RNA, 801 nt
Organism: Blastomyces gilchristii SLH14081
Lineage: Eukaryota; Fungi; Ascomycota; Eurotiomycetes; Onygenales; Ajellomycetaceae
Exons: 3
Coding region: 1-801 (266 amino acids)
Source: RefSeq, a predicted model, not a curated record
AUGCCUCAGGAGCUUGCUGAGGGAUGUGGUAAAAGAGUGGCAAAAGAUUGUCGGCGUGGGAUCAGACGGCUUACCAUUUGUGUGCCAUGCCUAUUGCAGUUCUCGGGCGCCGAAGUCCAGCAGCAGGGACAGGACGAAGAGCUGUGGGCUCGGGGGGUGGAGCUCAUGAACAACUUUAUUAGUGACACCGGAUGUUUCAAACACUGGGAUGGCAGGACCCCAUCCCACCGAAAACGAGGAGGACCAGCUUUUUCCGAGCCCCUUGCGUACCAUACCAAAACCGCAACUGUAACCGCCUAUCACAUCCCCCCUGCGUCCGUGUCGUUGGGUCAAGUGGGGUCGCCGGAUCAACCCCAUUUUCUCAGCCCCAGCCUCAAUUCGCAAAAGAUAUCGGAUAACCCGCAGGUGACUAAGUGGUUGGAAAGUUACUUGGGGAUUGGCGAAUGGGUGAUGGAUCAGAGCGUUGCGGUGUUGGGGUCGAGUGGGCUGAUGGUGAGGAGUUUCCUUGCAUAUACAUACAUGUGUAUAUGGGCAUGGUUUGGUGGCAUGAUAUCCCUAUCUCGUGCAACGACACAGAUGUGGUUAUAUAUACCAAUGCAAACCUGCGGAGAAGAAGGGCCAGAAGUGGAAACGGGAGACACAAGGGGAAGAGCACUCCGACAUGAACAACGCCUAAAAGUCGACCGACCGACCGACCGACCGACCGACCAACAUUUACUCACCUUCGCUUCCUUGGAACACUACGCCGGCGGAGAAAAAGCAACGAUUGCCGUCGGCUGCCGGUUGUUGGGCAAUGAAUGA